This is a messenger RNA of Acanthosepion pharaonis, 6351 nucleotides long. NCBI's taxonomy places the organism in Eukaryota, Metazoa, Mollusca, Cephalopoda, Sepiida, Sepiidae. The record is from the annotation of a GenBank genome assembly.
AUGUGUGUUUUCUUUUGGCGGGAUCUUCAGAGUUCUUUUUGGUUCGGUACCUGCUUGCAUGCACCCUUGCUCGCCGCUCCGCCUUUCUUGAUAACUUUGGUAUGUUUUAUUCCAUUCUUCUUUCUUUUCUUUUUUCUUUAUUCGCCUUUACAUACUCCUUUACCAUGUCUACCAUUGUUAAUUGCCUCCUUCUGGCUCUCAACGCUUAGCUGCCUUUCCGAACUUGUUGCUGUCAUAUUUAACAUAAAUACGACACGUGCUUCGCUGGUCUUAGCCACCUUCGCCACUACCGUCUGCCUUGCGGCUGCUGGUAGUAAGUUAGCUUACUUCUUUCUUUCUUUCUUUGUUCUCUCUUGCUUCCUCCACUGUCUCUCGUCUCCCCUUUCCUCUUUGUCCCUUUCGUCGCAGCGGACUCAUGUUUUAUGUUCAUUUUUUCUUUCAGAUUUUUUACCUGAUUCACAGAAUAAAAUCUUUCGUUUUCCAAUGAAAUUCGUCCGUGUUUUAUCCCAGCACGCUUCAACAAACGCCAUGGACCAAAAGUCCGUUGUCUCUAAUAGAACGCGCUCCAGGUUCUCUUCUGCCUCAUCUAAGGCCUUAGCUGUCCGUGCCGAACUGGAGAUGGCUAAAGCAGGCCUGCUCUUCGUGGAGAGAGAGAAUAAACUGCGCGAAGCAAAGGCUAAAAUGGAGUCUGAAGAGAAAACUCUAGAGGCUCAAAGGGAGAUAGCUCUCAAAGAAGCCGCACUAAAGGCCUUUGAAGAGUAUGUCUCGCUUAGUGAAGAAAAAUCCAGCAUCCACCUUGACCAGACUCCUGCCGAUCCCAUGCAGCGUACGAGAGAAUAUGUGGCCGAACAGUCGGCUCAACUCAACUCACAACCUGCCGCCCCGCAAUUGGUACAAUCAUCUGCCCUGCAACACACACGCUCUCCUGCAUCUCAAUUCGAUCAGCCCACCAACUCAGAAGCCUCCUUCCGCUACUUCCCCGAUCCAUCUGAGGAUCAUCGGAGGAGGUGCUCAACUGAAAACCGCCAUGACCAUUCCAGUGACUUAAUGCGUUACUUCGCCCGGCGUGAAUUACUUCAAGCCAGUAUGCUGAAAUUCUCGGACAGACCUAAGGACUAUCGAGCAUGGAGACGUUCAUUUCGCAACUCCAUUGUCGACCUGCACUUGACACCGAGUGAAGAAAUGGACUUGCUUGUGAAAUGGCUCGGCCCUGCCUCCACUGAGCAUGCCAACCGUUUAAGGACAGCCUACCUUAACCAUCCUGAGAAGGGCCUGCAGGAAAUAUGGAAGCGUUUGGAAAAAUGCUACGAGUCCCCUGAAGCCAUCGAAGACUCACUCUUCGAAAGGAUCCAUAGGUUCCCAAAGGUAACCAAGGACUACGACAGACUGAGGGAGCUAAGCGACCUCCUCACCGAACUCCAAGCAGCUAAGGAUGAUGGUGAUCUCCCCGGCCUUGCCCUCCUGGACACUGCUCGGGGUCUCAGGCCUAUUGUGGAGAAGCUUCCGCCUACACUACGAGACCAAUGGACCUCCCAUGGCACGACAUACAAGCGGAAACACCAAGUGCCAUUCCCCCCAUUCUCGGUGUUUACUAAGUUCAUCGAACAACAAGCAGAAGACAGGAACGACCCCAGCUUUCGUCUUACCACAGAUACUUGGCCCUCGCAAAACAUGGACCGAACAACCACACCACAGCGGAAAGAAAUUUCAGUCCACAAGACUCAGAUUGCAUCAAAAGAUAUCAAAGAGAUAUGCCCCAUCCAUAACCUGCCUCACCCUCUUCGUAGUUGCCGGGCAUUUAGAAGCAAACCCUUUCCAGAGAGACAAGCCUAUCUGAGACAACACAACAUCUGUUUCCGAUGUUGCGCUACCCAUGUCAACAAGGACUGCAGGUUCAAGCCUAAAUGCGCUGAGUGUGGCAGUGAAAGCCACAACACUGCUCUUCACCCUGGACCCGUACCACAAACGACACUCAUCAGAGCCAUGCCAAACCAUGGCGGGGAGAACAACGAUAUUACAGCCCACUGCACACAGGUUUGUGGUAGCAACUUAAUCGAAAAAUCUUGUUCAAAAAUUUGCCUGGUGGAGGUGCAUCCACAAGGCCAGAGAAACAAGGCAGUCAGGAUGUAUGCCGUGAUCGACGAACAUAGCAACAAGUCACUUGCUCGUCCGGAGUUCUUCGAGUUGUUCAGUGACCACGGCCCCACAUCUUCUUAUUCACUUAGGACUUGCGCUGGAGUCAUAGAAAUGGUUGGGAGAAGAGCCUAUGGAUACAGAAUUGAAUCCAUAGAUGGACACACCAGCCUGCCCCUUCCAACAUUAAUCGAGUGCGCUGAUGUGCCAGAUAAUCGCGCAGAAAUCCCAACACCAGAAGCAGCCCUUCAUCACAAACACUUGGCUAGAAUAGCAGCGGAGAUGCCUAACUUGGACCAGCGGGCCCCUAUUUUGCUACUCCUGGGUCGUGACAUUAUCGAAAAACUAGACAUGGGCUGGGUGAUAGUGGGGAACGUAUGCCUCGGGGGGACGCAUAAACCGUCCACUGUUGACACCUUCUUCACCAGCACCCGAGAAGGAAGCCGCCCAACAAACUUUGAGCCUUGUCCCAACACAUUCCGAGCCAAGGAAAGAUACUGCCGGAAAGGAUUGGGCAGCUCCGUCUUUCAACCAACCAAGGAGGACGACCGACUGGCCUACUCCAUAGAGGACAGAAUCUUCCUUGAUAUCAUGGAAAAAGGCGUGAAGAAGAAUAGUCACCGCAGCUGGGUAGCACCUCUUCCAUUCAAACCAUCCAGACUGCGACUCCCUAAUAACCGACAACAAGCAGUCAGUCGGCUCAACUCGCUAACUCGCCAAUUCAGGAAGAAACCGUAUUUGGCACAGGACUUCUUCUCCUUCAUGAAAAAAAUCUUCACUAACGCCCGGGCAGAAGUGGCCCCUCCACUCAAACAGGAAGAAGAGAGAUGGUACUUGCCUAUGUUCGGCAUUUACCAUCCAAAGAAACCGAACAAAAUCAGAGUCGUCUUUGACUCCAGUGCCCAAUAUAAUGGAGUGUCGUUAAACGACGCCCUAUUAACCGGGCCCGAUCUAAACAACAAUUUAAUAGGAGUCCUGAUCCGUUUCCGAAGGGAGCCCGUAGCAAUCAUGGCCGACGUCGAACAAAUGUUUUACUGCUUUCUCGUUAAAAGAGAGCACAGGGACUUUCUGCGGUUCCUAUGGUAUAGAGACAAUGACCCUGAUAAGGAAAUAGUUGAAUACAGGAUGAAAGUCCACGUAUUCGGCAACAGUCCUUCACCGGCAGUGGCAACUUACUGCCUAAGGAAAUCUGUCGAAGAAACACACCCGGAGUCUAGCCCCGCUGUUGUUCAGUAUGUCCACCGUGACUUUUAUGUGGACGAUGGACUAAAGUCAGUGCCUACUGUAGGAGAGGCCAUCUCCUUGCUGAAGGAAACCCAAAAUGUUCUGGCAGCAUCUAAUUUGAGACUACAUAAAAUAGCCUCCAAUAAAAAGGAGGUUCUGGACGCUUUCCCUACAGAAGACCUCGCCAGCGACAUCAAGGAUCUGGACCUCAAUGAAGAGGCUGUACCGAUGCAACGUAGCUUGGGACUUGAUUGGGACCCAGAGAGUGACUGCUUCACCUUCAGAGUUGCAGAUGAAAAGAAGCCUUACACACGCAGGGGUGUCUUGUCAACUAUCAACAGCCUCUAUGACCCCCUUGGGUUCGUGGCUCCAGUUACCAUCCAAGGCAAGUCCAUUUUACGGGAACUCACAUCCGAUAAGGUCGAUUGGGAUACCCCUUUACCCCCUCAGAAGGAACAACUUUGGACUGCAUGGCGCGAUUCCCUUCGAGAACUCCACGACCUCCAGAUACCAAGGGCUUACACCACCAAAUCGCCCACUACAUCAUCCUCCAGGCAGUUGUGUGUCUUCUCGGACGCGUCGACUAAGGCAAUUGCUGCUGUAGCCUGCCUCAGACUCACCUAUCUCGAUGGUACUUGUGAGGUGGGUUUCAUCAUGGGAAAAACGAAAUUGGCACCACAACCUGAGACCUCUGUGCCCAGACUGGAACUCUGUGCUGCCGUCUUGGCAGUUGAAUUGGCAGAUAUGAUUCUCUUGGAGCUCGACAUGCAAGUGAACUCUACCAUUUUUUUUACUGAUAGCAAGGUUGUUCUUGGCUAUAUAAGCAAUGAACAUCGCCGCUUUUACGUUUAUGUCAGCAAUCGAGUUCUGCGCAUCCGUAGAUCAUCUCAGCCUGAACAGUGGCAUUACGUACCCACAGAUAAAAACCCAGCUGACUGUGGAACCAGGUCUGUUCCUGCCACCCAAAUGACUACUACAGCCUGGCUCAACAGUCCCUCCUUCCUCUCUAACCCCUUGUUCAACCGUUUUGAAUCCAAUUCCCACGGCCUUAUCAAUCCUGAAAACGACGUUGAAAUCCGUCCAGUAGUGACAACCUUCACCACCCACUCAUCCCCCGUGCUGCUUGAUGCUCAUCGCUUCAGGAAGUUCUCCACAUGGACAGCACUUACACGAGCUAUUGCUCGCUUGAUCCACAUUUCUCAGUCAUUUAAGAAAGAGACUAGACCGAAGGACUGCAAGGGCUGGCAUUACUGUCGAGCACCAUUUCCAGUAGAAACACUGGUGCAAUCUAACAACUUGAUCCUCCGGUCGGCGCAAAAGGACACAUACGCUUUGGAGCUCUCUUGCUUAUUACAGCAUAAGGAACUUCCCAAGAGCAGUGCUCUCAGGAAAUUAGAUCCCUUCGUAGACGACCAAGGCCUCCUCAGAAUCGGAGGUCGCACACGAAGAGCAGGACUAGACCAUAGCGAGAUGCACCCUGUUAUCUUGUCUGGCAAGCACCAUAUAACGUCCCUGCUCGUUAGGCACCACCACAAGCAGGUACAUCACCAGGGACGUCACUUCACAGAGGGCGCAGUCCGUGCUGCUGGCUUCUGGAUUGUUGGUGGAAAGAGAAGUAUCAGCAAAACCAUCCACUAUUGCGUAAUUUGCAGAAAGCUCCGAGGACCUAUGCAGAUCCAAAAGAUGGCAGACCUACCAGAAGACCGCCUAUCCAUGGAACCUCCCUUCACAAAUGUGGGGCUUGAUGUUUUUGGGCCUUGGCCCAUUACUUCAUGUCGAACUAGAGGGGGCUUGGCCCACAGCAAGCGGUGGGCCACAAUAUUCACAUGCAUGACCACAAGAGCUGUUCACAUCGAGGUCUUGGAGUCACUCUACACAUCAAGCCUGAUAAAUGCUCUCAGGCGCUUCUUUUCUAUCCGGGGUCCCGCAAGACUUAUCCGUUCGGACCAAGGCUCCAAUUUUGUCGGAGCAAGAAACGAACUCGGAAUCAAUUCCACCCUAGACACAAGUGCUGUGGGUAAACACCUCUCUGAAUACGGUUGUACCUGGUUAUUCAACCCUCCGCAUGCACCACACAUGGGUGGAGCGUGGGAAAGAAUGAUAGGUAUUGCCAAGAGGAUUCUCAAUUCCAUGUUAAUGCAACAUGGAAGCACCAAACUAACCCAUGAAGUGCUCACCACCUUCCUGGCUGAGGUGGCUGCCAUUGUUAAUAGCAGACCACUUGUCCCGGUAUCCACAGACCCAGAAGACCCAGUUCUGCUGACACCUUCAACACUCCUCACCCAAAAGAUCGGCUCUGCUCCUGCACCGACAGGUGACUUCACUAUAAAAAAUGUUUCCAGACAGCAAUGGAGGCAUGUUCAACAUCUUGCUCAGACGUUUUGGAGCCGGUGGAGGGGCCAGUACCUCCCUCUUUUGCAGGCCCGAAGCAAAUGGACUUCCAGCGUUCCAAACCUGAAACCUGGCAGUGUGGUCCUUUUGAAAGACCAGGAUUCAAAGAGAAACGAAUGGCCCUUGGGACUGAUUACCCGUGUCAUUCCUAGCCAAGAUGGAAGGGUGCGACAGGUCGAAGUGAAAAUUUACAAGAAUGACCGUGCAAAAUUGUUCCUGAGACCUGUAACAGAGACUGUGCUUCUCCUCCCCCCUCCUCCACAUACUCCUUUACCAUGUCUACCAUUAAUUGCCUCCUUCUGGCUCUCAACGCUUAGCUGCCUUUCCGAACUUGUUGCUGUCAUAUUUAACAUAAAUACGACACGUGCUUCGCUGGUCUUAGCCACCUUCGCCACUACCGUUUGCCUUGCGGCUGCUGGUAGUAAGUUAGCUUACUUCUUUCUUUCUUUCUUUCUUUCUUUGUUCUCUCUUGCUUCCUCCACUGUCUCUCGUCUCCGCUUUCCUCUUUGUCCCUUUCGUCGCAGCGGACUCAUGUUUUAUGUUCAUUUUUUCUUUCAGAUUUUUUACCUGAUUCACAGAAUAAAAUCUUUCGUUUUCCAAUGA